AAGUCAAAUGUUUGUUAUUAUUACAUGCACUGGGGCUUGUAGUCUAGUGACCCUCCAUCUUUUCACAUCAUUUUUAUUUCUAUUUUCCCACAACAGAGGCUGUGAAAGCUGUGGAUUUGGAAAGAUACAUUCAAGAUAUCCCUCCGAGAUCUCAGAUAUCAGGUGCAAAAUGUCCUACGUGUUCAUCAGUGACUCCCUGCAGACCACGGUGCCUCUGCUGCAGGCCUGUAUCGACGGGGACCUCGCUCACACUAAACGGCUCCUGGAGUCCGGAUCCGACCCCAACACCCGGGACUGCCGCGGACGCACCGGAUUGCAUCUGGCUGCCGCUCGGGGGAACGUGGAGAUCUGCUCUCUGCUGCAUAAGUUUGGUGCUGAUCUGUUGGCCACCGACUCACAGGGCAACACGGCACUGCACAUGUGUGGGCAUGUAGAGACCAUCCAGUUCCUGGUGUCCAACGGCCUCAAGAUUGACAUCUGUAAUCACAACGGAGGCACUCCUCUGGUGCUGGCCAAGAGACGCGGUGUGAAUAAAGACGCGCUCCGUCUGCUGGAGGGGCUGGAGGAACAGGAAGUGAAGGGCUUCAACCGCAGCUCCCAUACCAGUCUGGAGAAGAUGCACAUGGCUGAGAAUGAAAGUGCCAUGGAGAGCCACACUCUUCUCAACCCACAGCUGCAUCACAGCGAUGGCGUGUUGUCCAGCUUCCGCACUACAUGGCAGGAGUUUGUGGAAGAUCUUGGCUUCUGGCGAGUGCUCUUGCUGCUCCUCGUCAUUGCUCUGCUCUCACUCGGCAUUGCGUAUUACGUCAGCGGCGUCUUACCUUUCGCAUCUAAUCAGCUGGAGCUUGUGCACUAAUAUGAAAGCUCAUUAAAAACAUGUUUUUUUUGCAUUUGCAUAAGCUGAUGAUUGUUUCUACAGUAACCACGCUUUAAAUUGUAAUCAUACAUUAUGUGACUGAAUUCUAAAAUAUUUUUGUGUAUAUUAAUGUGAAUAGACCUUUCAUGUUUUGUUUUGUUUUAUUUUGAUUGUGUGCUAGGAAGAAUAUUUGUAUUGCCUUUUCUGCAUCCGUUCAUGCUGUCGUUUCUGUACCAGCCCACAUCAACACCUUUAUUAUUUUAUUUAAAUUACUGGAUUUACAAAUUUAAAGUUUUGUGAUUGCACAAAGUGUUUAUCAUGCACAUACUCUGAGUAUGUGAAAUUAGUUUAGGGGCAUUUCUACAGUUUGGUGGAUUUUAUGUCCCCAUGAAACAAUAUUGAUUUUAUGUAAAUAUUAACUCACUUUAAUGCACACAUGGUUUUCCAUAGAUUAACAAAAAAUAAUUAUAAUAGUGAUAAAGCACUUAACAGACAUUUCCCAUGUCACCAAUCAUGUUUUCUCAACUACAUUUGGAAAUAAAGGACACAUAUACAUUUAUAAAUGAGCAAUUGUGAGUAUUAUGUGCAUCUAUGUAUUCUCUUUAAUGCGAAAUACAGUUUAUCAUGAUACAUAUUUUGGUAAAACAUGUGUAAACACCACUGAGAUCAGUGUAUUACAUAUGUAUUUAAAUAACAUUUAGACAUAUAAAGCAUUUUUAUCUAGUAUAAAUAAACAAACAUAUACAUACGUUUUUCCGAAAAUGCUGAUCUUCUGCUUGCAUGGUGUUCUUUUCAAGCUUUAAUGCGCUUCAUUGUAAAGAUUUCAUAAGUGUGAAAUGAAAAGUAUUUGAUCAGGGUAGGUUAUACUACCCCAAACAUUUUUUUUUUUACAAAGCUGUAUUAAUGGCUCUUAAUUUCGCCACUUUAGCGAUUGCAUAAAUAUACAAUUUAAUAAAAUAGACUGCAUAAAUCCAGUUUAUGAAUGUAACACUGCAU
Molecule: messenger RNA, 1852 nt
Organism: Carassius carassius (crucian carp)
Lineage: Eukaryota; Metazoa; Chordata; Actinopteri; Cypriniformes; Cyprinidae
Product: ankyrin repeat domain-containing protein 46-like
Exons: 4
Coding region: 8-856 (282 amino acids)
Molecular function (GO): protein binding
Source: RefSeq, a predicted model, not a curated record